UCAGGUGUUCAUAGGCAGGGUGUUUGGAGGUCAUUUGCAUCUCGAGCUUAUGGCUGAGAGUGCUGCUGGGAGGAGAGGCCUGGUUGGAAGGGGCAGAGGAAGAAGGUCAGUGCGGGGUGUGUGUGACCCCGGAAGUGUUUACCUCCCAUCCUGGCUGGCUCCUCACUUUCCGCUCUCUGCUUCCUAUCCCCCACCAUGUGAUCAGCUUUCCUCUGCCCAGACCCUUCUACCAUGCUGUUUCUGUGUUUAAGCUUGGCAAACAGGGACUGCAACUUGAAACUGUGAGCCAAAGUGAACCUUUCCUCCUAUAAGUUGCAGUAUCAGAUACAACAAGGAAGAAAGUGACUAAGACACCAUUGUAACUAUUCGUGAUGAUCUUUUCCCCACUGUGUAAUUUCCACUAUCAUUCAUGAAAAUGUUGAAUGCACCCAAGACUUGGCUGGAGUGCCAGAUUGUUGGCUCAACCAAUCGAUGGCGUUUCCCCAAAAAGCCUUUCUCGGGGGACCUCCUGGCACUUUCCCAGAUGUGCAAGGCUUUGAGCAUAGACCUCCAUGGCACUCUGAAACAUCCAGACAGGUUAUGCAUUUCAAAAAUUCAGAAGCUUUUCUCUGAGAAUUUCAACAACCAGGCCACCCAAAGUUGGGAACCAGAUGUGAUUCUUGAAUGCCUAGGCUUCAAGUGAGAACUCCAUCAACCCCAGCUUUUUCAAUCUGAGACUUUGGCCAGACUUUAUCUGGCAGCCCUGAUACAGAGCAUGAAUCGCUCCCUGGGAGAAAUGAACAAGACUCUGCAAGCUCAAUCACCUGGGAAGACCAAAGAAAAAUCCCCCUUCAAGAAGAUGAUCGUUUCUUUGAGGAUCAAUGAUCCAUCCGUCACCAGAGUUGCCUUCGCUACGGCCCUGAGGAACCUCUACAUAAGUGAAGUGGAGAUAAACCCGGACGACACAGUGGCGGUGCUGGCUUCUGCUAACAUCCUCCAGUUCAGCAGCCUGUUUCGAAAGUGUGUGGACACAAUGAUAAAAGCACUCACGUCAAGCACCAUCAAGACCUUCUACCUGGCUGGCUGCAGGUACAAAGAAGAGCGGCUCAUCGAGGCCUGUGAGAAGUGGCUGGAAAUGAACUUGGUCCCUCUGCUGGGGACACAGCUGCGUCUCCGCUGUAUCCCACAGGAUCUGCUCCACACGGUGCUGAAGUCCCCCAGGUUGUUUACCUUUAGUGAGUUCCAUCUUCUGAAAACCUUACUUUGGUGGGUCUACUUGCAACUAAACAGAAAUAUCCAGGUGAUUCCAACCAAUGAGACUGUGCUAACCUAUUUCAACAGCUUUUCCAAGGAGCAUUGCUUUCUGGACUGGGAUAUAGGACAUUGCUGGAUUCCACUCUUCCUUUGCUUUCGUCUGCACAACAUCACCAGUGUCAAGCAUCUGGAGGAAUUAAGGAACAUUAACUUCUUCCCCACAUCCUGGCUCAUCCGGGUUACAGCCAACCAUUACCAUACGCUGGAGAAUGGAGGCGACAUGGUCCACCUGAAAGAUCUACUCACCCAGGGUGUGAGGAUUGGGCUGCUCUUUAACAAGGAAUAUACCACUCAUUCAAAGAUGGUUUCUGUAUAUGGAUUCUUCUUUGAGUUAAAAGGAAUCAAACAUGAUACUACCUCUUAUAGUUUUUACAUGCAGAGAAUAAGACACACAGACUUGGAGUCACCCUCUGCAAUCUCUGAGCACAGCACUGUCAGCCUGAGAGCAGAGCGCUUGGCGAAGUAUGAGAUCAGAGCCCAGGCCCUGGUGAAUGGCAGGUGGCAGGAGUUCAGUACCAACCAGAUCACACAGAAGUUUGGGUUCAUCAAGCCACACUGCAAAAGCCACGUCUUGCAAAGUCCAAAGUGUGGGCAUCCCAGUCUACGCAAGCUUUGUAAUUAUCUUCCCAGUAUCUUGACAGUUUCCAGAAGAAUCUAUGGGAUGUCCCCCUACCAGUCUGCAUAAAAGGAAAUAAAAUGACAUCAGAAGAGGAACUCCACCGUUACUGUCCCAGUUACCAGUGGUCUUAUUAGAAAUUUUGCCCACAUCUGUGUCCCUUGAGGAUGGAAGGUGCCACAGCCACAAGUCCACUAGCCAUCCUUGACCCCAAAGCACCCUGACUCCAGCCUCUGAGGAGGUCAUGGGUGGGGGCACUUGCGAAUCAAUGGGAGCUUCAGUAUUUCCCCUAUGCUACAGCUGCACCUGCUACACAGAACAACACUCCUGGCCAUUGCCCCUGGCAGCUGUGACUCAACAGAACAAGAGAUAAGACCGGAAGGAAGCAACUAUAAGGCACAGAGUGAUUUAUUUUAUCUAUCAUCCCACUUAGGCACUGGACACACACAUAGCCUCUCAACCUCCCGGGAGGCAGGGCUAUUUCUACACCUGUCCCCAGGAGAGUAAUGUGUGUGUUCCUACAAGAUUUUUUGUAGUGUCCUAGCCAGGGACCUGUCAGUUUCCAUUCUCCAUGUGGCCCACUGAAAAGAGGCAGGAUCUCACCUGCCAUCUGCAAAAACGACAUGUGAGUCACAGCUCUGCUACAGGCCAGCUGCCCGGUGCCAGUCGUGUGACAGUUCAUCGGAUUCUGAUGGGGCAGUGGGAAAGGGUGAGGGUGGUCUCUCUGAAGAGGUGGCACAGAAGUGAGCCUGGAAGCACAAGCAGUGUCCUUACAGGGAAGAUGAGGAGGAAAUGGACACAAGGUGAUGUCCACACAGCUGAGAGAAAGUUGUUUCCAGCUCCAGGGUUCCUGGACUGAGUGUGCAUCAGAAUCCACCUGGAGUUCAUGCAAAUGCAGGCCCUGGGCCAGGCCCACAGAAGCUGAGCUUGCAGUCUGAGAAACACAUAGGAGUAUGCACUUUAACAGGCUUCCCGAGGAAUCCUGAUGCAGGAAGUCUGUGGCUCACGUCCAGAAAGGACCCUGAUGGGAAAGCGGAUUCCACAGCAGGCCUUCUCUUUGGGCUGCACACAUCCAAUAGCCAUUCUCACCCAGUGCCCAAAACUCAGCAACAAACCUGUGAAUCUAUUUCGCCACAGCCGAAAUAGCUGAUUGGGAACAACAACAACAACAAUGAAAAACAAAUUUCCUAGAAUAUGGAAUAAACAAAACCCCAAAUAAUGAGCCAUCUUCGGCAGGUGAAAUAUUUGUUGUAUUUCUGAAAAUUCAGCCCUUUCCACUAGAGGCCAUGCUCUAUCUCAAAAAUGAGAAUUACUGUAGCUUUCCAAACGCUGAAAUCUGAAACCUAGAACUCAUCUCCUUGCUUAGGUUUGAAAGUGAAAUCCAUACAUCCUGAGUGGGUUGUGUAUUCAGUGUACACAACCACUGCUAUAUGUCUUAAAACAAAACUGCUUUAAGAAGCCCUUUAGAAGCUUUUCUUACAAGUGAGAGAUUCUUAAACUAGAAUUUCUAGAGCCACAGUCAGUGCCCAAGCAUUGGCUAUGAGCACUGAACAAGGUAACCUUACGUGCCAUGUUCCUAACUCCUUUCUGCUUGCUUCUCCCAUCACUCACCUCCCAGGCCCUUCCCUCUAGCUGAGUUGUCCCAGAAUCCCCUCUGUACACAGCAACACUUGAGUUUUAGAGUUGGACUGACCCGAGUUUGAGUCCUAGCCAUGCCUCAGGUUCUUUUCCUCCUUGGGGCCUGCUGUCUGUUAUGCAACCCAAGGAGGUUGGGCUGAUACAGGAUAUGAUAAAGGAGAUGAAAUAUGACAAUAUUUUGUCUCCCAACCUGGUAGAUGUCUGAUAUGCCAAGCUCGUGUUCUCUAAAACUUGAGGAAUGAAUUCUAGGAACAGUGAAAGCUCCUGAGAGGCAGGAGGGGUUCCAAAAUGAUAGCCAGGGACCCCACUUUACAGGGGUGUUUUAUAGAGCCAAACACACGUGGGUACAAUAUAUAUACAAUAUAGUUAUGAUCACCUAGCAAGGUUACAAAUAUAGUCGCUUAGGUAAUAGUAGUCCAAUUUGGAAACAAGUCAUGUAACAAGUGUUGAUGGAAAGAACAAAGACUUCCUCUAGGAAAUGAAGGGUCUAGAGGUAACUACGGUGACUGAUGUCUAUCUAGACUUCACUAGGCCCAGUGUUUGUCCUUUUAGAAAUUACUCAGAUUUGGUCAUUUAGUCUUUAUCUUGAGGCCUGGUCUCCAGAAAAUGUGUCUCCAGCCACAGUGGUGAUGUAUUUUUACCUUUGCCCUGACUCUCUCAAGGGCCUAGCUCUAUCUGACUACCCACAAUACUUCUAACUAACUUAGCUGUCUAUAAUAGGACCAGGGGCUCUCUGCAAGCCUUUCUAGCUGCAGGCCUCGGAUCCUCUCAUUGUGUGGGUGAAGAGCAGAAGUGAGUGGUUCAGCCUGUGAACCAGGAAGAGGCAGCCCGAGGGAGUGAACUGAGUCAUUUUCCCAGGGGUUCAUCAGAAUGAGAGUGCAUUAAGAAGAGUAAGAAAGACGCUUCCGUUCUCCCCAUCUUUACAUCCUGGAGACCACUGUGUCUUGAAGUUCCAGGAGGAGAAGGAAUGUUCUUGCCUUUGUAAGCCUAGGAUGGAAAGGAGAGUGCUGGGCUUGCAUGUUCUUUGGGAGAAGGGUGGGUUCUCAGGGACCAUGGGGAGUUCCAGGUUGCCCUCACUUGCACAAAAGGAGAUGGGCAUAAAAUGUGGAGUCCUGAGGCCUUGAAAUCUUGAGGUGGGGAACAGGGUCCUCCUGGAGGAGACAGAGAUGGGACGACUUCUGUGAGGAAGAUCUGGAGGCAGCCCUAGCCAAGAGAACGUUCUGUGAUGAUGGAAAUGCCCCAUACCUGCCUGUCCAAUAUGGUAACCUCUAGCCAUGUAUAGCCAUUAAGUGACUGAAAUAUGACUAGUGCAACAGAGAAGUUGUUUUUAAUUCUAUUUCAUCUUACUGUAUGUAAAUUUAAAUAGUUGUAAGUGCAAGUAAAAAGAAUAGGACAGCACGGUACUCACCAUGGAACAAGGACUGGUCCUUCUUGAUUCUGCAGGCUCUCCAGGGUUGGAGCCUCUCAGCCUGUCCCCAGGCCCUGGAUGAAUUGAACAUCAGUGUCCAUCCUGAGGCUCAGACUCUAAACACUCCAAGUCUUUUUCUACCCCACUGGGAUAAGGCCACCUCCUAGGGUCAGGGAGAAGCUGUGCUGGAGAAAGGAAGGUUCCAAGGCCAGGGAAGCAGAGUUCAGCUCUAUAUCAGUGGUACCAUCAUUACCCUGCUCCUUCUAUGUGAGCAGAAGACAGUCCCUGCCAUCAGAGAGCCAGUGUCAGGGAAAGGCAGUUGUUAAUGGAGUAAUUACACUAAAAGAUGCAGAGCUUGGAGGGUGUAAAGUAAAUUUGAACUAGACCCUUGUAGGGAGUUUGAGGCCCAGUGAGGGCCCUUCCUAGGGAAAAUGAUGCUUAAGCCAAGAUCUGAAGUAGGAAAGGGAAUUAGGACAGCCUUACGUGAGGAUGUGAAGAAAUCAAAAUCCUUGGACCCUGCUAGUGGGAAUGUGAAAUGAUGUUGCUACUUUGAAAAACUGGUGGUUCAGGGGUAGGAUAAAAGAUAUACAGAGAUAGAAAGGAGACAAGGGAAACCAUAAGCUUAACAUUGUACUUUAAAGAAAAACUCCAGCUUCAGAAUGCAAGUUACCCAAGAUCGCAAUGCUUUUUUCCCUUCUAGGAAACCUACUCCAAAAAUCCCUAAGGGUCUUGAAGAAACAACAAGCCUAUAAAUUGGGUCUUGGACCCAUGUUUUUCACCUAUAAUUUGCUUUCUACCACAGACUUCCCUCCUCAGGGAAGCAACCUAUUAAGUGAGCAGCAGAUCUCUAAACUUCAAGCACGUGCAAAUGGUGCUUAGCCCACCAAAUGGGUAGCCUGAUGGUAGGAAUACAUAUCCUAGAUCACUCAUCUUAAAGACACCCCCUAAGAGAACAUAAAAAUUCCUAACCCCAGACCACAGCGCAGCUCACUCUAGGAGUACUCACACUAUACUUUGUACUUCUUUCUGCUUAAUAAAUGUCUUUAUGCCUCUCA
Molecule: messenger RNA, 6010 nt
Organism: Heterocephalus glaber (naked mole-rat)
Lineage: Eukaryota; Metazoa; Chordata; Mammalia; Rodentia; Bathyergidae
Gene: Btbd16
Product: BTB domain containing 16
Source: RefSeq, a predicted model, not a curated record